AUUAAAACGACUAAUGUUAACGUGCAUUUGUCAUUUAUUAUGUGUCUCAAUUCUUGAAUUUCAAGUUUCAUAAUAAUUGCUACGUUUAAUUGCUAAUUUAAUGUCGGUCAAACUAUUUUUAUACAGAAUUUUGAAUAAUUUUUUAUGCUUGACUGAAAAGGAAUGGAGCUUGAUCCAGGCUUGGUUUGCUAUAGCCAUUGUUCAAAGGGACUGCUCAUUGCGGCCCAGUUGCCAAACGUAUGUCUACACUGCAACUCCCCGUUGCACACAGCCGCUUCCCUCCAAGACACGCCCUACAGGCUGCCGUUCCCCUUCAGGCGCGCCUCGCAGAGUCCGUGUACACUCGUCAUCAAACCUACAAGAGGAGAUUUCCUGCACGACUACGAGAGCGGCGACGAUCUGCACAUCGGCAUAACGGACAGCGAGGGCUGCGUGCACGCAUUCGGUGGUGACGGCCUGCAGAGUGAGACUAGCAACUCUUUUGACGGGUGCCUUGUGGUAAACAUCCUUGAGGAUCCCGAUGAUCCCGUGUGGCAGGAGUACUGGAACACUGCGCUCUCCAGCACCAUUUCUUCUCACGACUGGUCCGAGCAGAGUUACGACGAGUCAACGUACAACUGUUAUUCGUUUGUUAUCGAGUUCCUGCGGACUCUUGAGCCCCCAGCACUGAGUGGCUUCCCGCUGAGCAAAGUUUCGUUUUGUUCUUCAUUUGUUGUGCCGCAGGCUUACGCAGCUGCCCGAUAUAUCGCCCUCUACAGAGCUGUCCAGAAAGAAGGCUGCAUUCCAGUGAAGACUCCAGCUAAGGAAAAAGUAAAUGAAGAAAUUAUAGGACAAAAUAAAGAGUCGUUACAAUGUAUGAAGCCAGUUCCAGAACAGGUCAAGGACGCAGAGAGGCGUCUUCAAGCGCUAAGUUUUAAUCAUGAUGUUGAAAAAGUUCAAUCGGAAAAUCUCGGUAUGCUCAGCUGUCAGGAAAAUAAUUUUUUAAAUCGUCGAUAUGAUGUUGGAUGCAGUGCCUUGAAUCAGGUCGGAAUUAGUAAUUGUCUUGAUGAUUCCGGUGGUGAAUCUGAAAUUGAGAGUAGAGUGAGCCAAGUGAUAGAAGACUUGCUGGAAAAUCGUCGUGUCAUGCAAUCGCGACGAUAUCUAACCCACUACGCCGACGAUAUUAAACAAGAUCUGCGGUCUGUGGUUCCUCCGAAGAGAAGGAGUCCAAAAUCCUUCGUUCCUCAGUCCCAUCUUAAAGAGAUUCCAUCCUCGACUGUUCUAUCUAACACUUCGUCUCAUCUCUCCCCCAAUAUCACUAGCGAAAAUUUCAGAAACAAUUCUCAACCCAACAGCAACAUUCCUUCUUUGCCGAGCAAAAUUUCUCAUUUUUCUAACAAUACCAAAUGUAAUUACGAGAAGAAUACGAAGAAACUCGUACUGAAAAAAAAAUUAUCUAAGACCCUUUACCCUGAAGUAAGUAUUGUUCCCAAGGCUGACGCCGAUCCUCGGCAUUGUAAUGCUGCAGCCGAGUUUAUGCCUGAACCGGUAAUAAAAAUUGAAACUGAUCGUAAUUAUAACUCUCAUGUUAUAUCCAAGCCUCUUCCAAAUUUGCCAUCGACUUCAUCUAUUCCACCAAUGUUGAAAAAAGAAACUAUUUCGCUCCAAGUAAAAGGUGCCAUCACCGAACUGAGAAGUGACGCAAAUUCUAACGGCAAUCAGAUUAACAGAAACGGUAUUUCUGUUCAACACGAAGACUUGUCAGGAGAAAACGUCACGUCUGUGGAAGUCGAAAGUGGAAGUUUCAGUGUCAGUACUCCUGCGAGUAAAGUUGUUGCCUAUAACGACUGGCUCGCAGAGGCACCAGCUUCAGAGCUAUCAGCUGGAGAGUUCGUAUCCAGCAUUGUGCCAGCAGUGCUGGCCACCAGCAAAUGGUCCAGCACUGUUCUCGCUCGACGAUCGUCUCCUGAGAAUGAAAUUUCAUCCGACAGUGACAAAGCAGGCGUACAUGACAUGGCGUAUCAUGUUGAGCCAAAUGACGGAAAACAGCCUGAUGGCAGAUGCAGUAAAUUCGAGGCCAAAACAAUUGGCGCUGCAGCGCAGCACGAUCGCGCCUGCCGAGGUAUAGUCGAACUUUGCUCCAGAUUCGAAAAAAAUACUUUUGAGACAUUCGGCAAACCUAAUCACCUUCCGAAAUCGAGAAAGCCACUGAGAAGGGAGAAAACUUGGAGGUACGGAGAGGAACCUUGUCCUGAGAACUAUGAGGGGAAACUGAUGGGGAAAAUCGAUGUGACUAAAGGCUUCGACUGGGAGGUCUUGGGUCGGCCGAGUACGCUGUCUAUGCCGGGUUACAUUUACGAGGACGGGGUGCUGCCCGAAACGCGUUGCUAAAUUUAAUGUUAUUUCGUUGCAAGUUGUUUUCAAGACAACCGCAAAACAUUUUGAUUUCAAGAUUCUGUUUUUAAAUCAUCUAGGCAAAUUUCUCUGUUCCAUAUCUGAAAAUUCUGAUAUUAUUUCAAAUAGUAAUAAAUUCUGUCAUGUGUAUUCCUGUCUUAUGACUUACAAAACAAUUAAUAUUAUAAAUAAUAUAGCAGUUUGUUCAUAAAUCACGUUAAAGAUUCCCAAUGACUGUACGUGAUUAAUCAAUUACUGUACUUUAUUUUGCCUGUAUUCUAUAAUACCUAAUUAAUUACCGUAUUUUACUUGUUGAUGAACGAUCAUGGUAUCCCCAACGAUCUUUGUUCGAAUAUUUGACCAGGCAAUAAGUCCAGCAGCUAUCUCAAUCAA
This is a messenger RNA of Hyalella azteca, 2766 nucleotides long. RefSeq lists its product as uncharacterized. Bases 163 to 2370 code for a protein of 735 amino acids. The record is from RefSeq and is a predicted model, not a curated record. Lineage: Eukaryota; Metazoa; Arthropoda; Malacostraca; Amphipoda; Hyalellidae. The transcript is spliced from 4 exons.